UCAUCAAUCGAAAGAACCUGUCGUACACCACAGAGCGUCACAAGUGCUGUGAUUCCCCGGCACAGCCAUCGCGCCGUAUAAUCCGAGCUAAUCUGCCUCAUUGUUUCUUGACACCUCGAAAAUGCGGGUGGUUGCGAAGUGUCCCGUGGUCGGUCUUCCACUGCAAGCGCACAUUGUCGCCAAAGCCAAGGAAUACACGCACAACACUCCAAAACGCCCACAACAAGCUUGAGUGGCUAAGUCAGAGGAGCUGAGCAACCGUCAGUUAUCGCCUUCUAAGACGAAACCGACAAACUCGUGUGAGGAAAACAAGCUGCUAUAUCUCGGAACAUGUAGCUAGGAAGCGUGGCUACUGUGACUAUAGCGCAUAGAAGGCGAGAAAAAAAUAAAAAUAAAAAAAAGAUAAAUGUGAUCCGCGCAACCGUAGCGAACCAUAUCCAUAUUUUAUCUACACAGUUCGCGCAUGAGCUGUCGAUAAUAGUUGCUUCAAAUGUGGUCAAAACAACGUGCAGUGGGCCACAAUUUGCGUACGAUUCUAGAGGAAAGGACUCGCAAGUCUAAAAGCACCGCAUUCGUGGCAAGUUUGGCGUCAGGAACGAUGAGCAUAUUUUGCUGGCUCUUGGUGGUCGGCGCCGCAGCAACUACCGUGGCCGUGGGCCCACCUCCGGCAUCCCUCAACGAACAAGUGGACGCCGUUCUCCAGAAGGGCGAGCUGUGCAAGGUCAUCGACAACGACGAGUGCGAAGGGUCCCUGCAGAACUUCGGCAUGUGGAAUGACGAUGAGUGGUUUCGGCCCGACUUCUACGAUGGAUGCGUCGUGGGUGUGCGCCAGGGUAUCCGGCGGACCGGAGACUGCGCAUUCAACACCAGCGUGGCCACUUGCGAAUUAUGCUUCGCCAAUCUCACGCUGCGCUACCGCUGGGUCGUGGUAAGGAAGGAUCCGGAGCGGCAGCGGGAAGAGCAGUUCCACGGCACGCGACCAAUCGUAGAAGCGGGAGACCUGAUGGCCACGUUGGCUGAAGGAACGGGACUGCUGCUGCUGCGGAAGGAUAUCGUAGGCGGCCACUUCCGAGCUACAGCAAUCGAGACGGGCAUCAUCGAAUUCGACAGCUUGGUAUUCGACAACUCCACCAUCAUCUGGCACGCAGACACGGUCGACACGAACGACGAGGACUUUCAGGGCCAUCUCCGGAAUUCACUCGCCGAACGACUUAAUGAAUACGUCAGUGGUAUGGCUUUCCUCGCCGCCUUCAACGAAGCUCUUGAGAAUGUGCAGAAGACUGGGAAUUUUAGAAAAUAAAUAAAGGAAUUUUACUUG
This is a messenger RNA of Dermacentor andersoni, 1318 nucleotides long. RefSeq lists its product as uncharacterized. The record is from RefSeq and is a predicted model, not a curated record. Lineage: Eukaryota; Metazoa; Arthropoda; Arachnida; Ixodida; Ixodidae.